Molecule: messenger RNA, 2306 nt
Organism: Phalaenopsis equestris
Lineage: Eukaryota; Viridiplantae; Streptophyta; Magnoliopsida; Asparagales; Orchidaceae
Product: heat shock cognate 70 kDa protein 2-like
Biological process (GO): protein refolding; cellular response to unfolded protein
Cellular component (GO): cytoplasm
Molecular function (GO): ATP hydrolysis activity; ATP binding; heat shock protein binding
Source: RefSeq, a predicted model, not a curated record
CCCGUUUCUCUUCCUCUGUAGACCUCAUUCUGAAACCCUAACUAGCUGCCGUCGCAACAUCUCCCUCUCUCUUUUAUUUUCUCUGCUCUCAGCUCUCAAUCCUCUAGAUAUGGCCGGAAAGGGUGAGGGCCCUGCGAUUGGUAUUGAUCUAGGUACAACGUACUCUUGCGUCGGAGUAUGGCAGCACGAUCGGGUCGAAAUCAUCGCAAACGACCAAGGUAACCGUACGACCCCGUCGUAUGUUGCGUUCACCGACACCGAGCGGCUGAUCGGCGAUGCUGCCAAGAAUCAGGUCGCUAUGAAUCCCAUCAACACCGUCUUUGAUGCCAAGCGAUUGAUUGGUAGGCGGUAUACUGAUGCUUCAGUACAGAGUGAUAUCAAGCUUUGGCCCUUCAAAGUUAUUCCUGGACCUGGAGACAAGCCCAUGAUUGUUGUCCAGUACAAUCCAGUACAAGGGAGAAGAAAAGAGGAAAAGCAGUUUGCAGCUGAAGAAAUCUCAUCAAUGGUUCUAAUUAAGAUGCGUGAGAUUGCUGAGGCCUAUUUAGGAUCCUCUGUAAAGAACGCUGUUGUCACUGUUCCCGCAUACUUCAAUGACUCGCAGCGCCAAGCCACAAAGGAUGCUGGUGUCAUUGCCGGUCUUAAUGUUAUGAGAAUAAUCAAUGAGCCGACUGCUGCUGCCAUCGCCUAUGGCCUUGACAAAAAGGCUUCCAGCGUAGGUGAGAAAAAUGUUCUCAUUUUCGACUUGGGCGGUGGGACUUUCGAUGUCUCUCUCCUCACCAUCGAAGAGGGUAUUUUUGAAGUCAAGGCAACUGCAGGAGACACUCAUCUUGGUGGUGAGGAUUUUGACAAUCGCAUGGUUAACCACUUUGUUCAGGAAUUUAAGAGGAAAAAUAAGAAAGAUAUCAGCAACAAUCCCAGAGCUCUUAGGAGAUUGAGGACUGCUUGUGAAAGAGCAAAGAGAACUCUAUCUUCGACUGCUCAAACCACCAUCGAAAUUGAUUCUCUAUACGAGGGCAUUGAUUUCUACACCACCAUCACUCGUGCCAGGUUCGAGGAGCUUAACAUGGAUCUAUUCAGGAAGUGCAUGGAACCUGUGGAGAAGUGCUUGAGGGAUGCAAAGAUGGAUAAGAGCACUGUUCAUGAUGUGGUUUUGGUUGGAGGAUCCACUAGGAUUCCAAAGGUGCAGCAGCUGUUGCAGGACUUCUUCAAUGGGAAGGAGCUCUGCAAGAGCAUCAAUCCCGAUGAGGCUGUUGCCUAUGGUGCCGCUGUCCAAGCUGCCAUUUUGAGCGGUGAGGGCAACGAGAAGGUUCAGGACCUCCUCCUGCUCGAUGUGACUCCUCUCUCUCUUGGUCUCGAGACUGCUGGUGGUGUCAUGACAGUCUUGAUUCCAAGGAACACCACCAUCCCUACCAAGAAGGAGCAGGUCUUCUCGACCUACUCAGACAAUCAGCCUGGUGUCUUGAUCCAGGUAUAUGAAGGUGAGAGGACUAGAACAAGGGACAACAAUCUGCUCGGCAAAUUUGAGCUCUCUGGCAUACCACCUGCUCCCAGGGGUGUUCCUCAGAUUACUGUUUGCUUCGACAUUGAUGCUAAUGGUAUUCUGAAUGUUUCUGCUGAGGAUAAAACAACUGGGCAGAAGAAUAAGAUCACAAUCACCAAUGACAAGGGCCGGCUGAGCAAGGAAGAGAUUGAGAAGAUGGUUCAGGAAGCGGAGAAGUAUAAAUCUGAGGAUGAGGAACACAAGAAGAAGGUGGAGGCCAAAAACACAUUGGAGAAUUAUGCUUACAACAUGAGGAACACCAUCAAGGAUGAGAAGAUUGCCUCGAAGCUUGCUUCUGAUGACAAGAAGAAGAUUGAAGAUGCGAUUGAUCAGGCCAUCCAGUGGCUUGAAAGUAAUCAGUUGGCGGAGGCUGAUGAGUUUGAUGACAAGAUGAAGGAAUUGGAGGGCAUCUGCAACCCCAUCAUUGCCAAGAUGUACCAGGGAGCUGGACCUGAUAUGGGUGGAAUGUCUGAUGAUAUUCCAACUGGUGGUGGUAGUGGUGCUGGUCCCAAGAUUGAAGAGGUCGAUUAAAAUUUUAAACUUAUAGUUAUAUCGCAACUUGUUUGGAUUCACUUUACUGCAGACUUAUUUUCAUUUGUUCUCGUGUCUCUUCCUUUUGAAAAACUUGAUAUUAGGUGUUUGUUGUGCACGGCCUAAAGUUUAGGCCGUGUUUGCUCGUCUUUGACAAUUUUUAUUCUAUGGUUAUAUCGUUUUGUGUUUUACCAUAUUUUAGUAAUGUUAUGGAUUUCUGCUUUAUUAUCUUCUA